This is a messenger RNA of Caenorhabditis remanei, 252 nucleotides long. RefSeq lists its product as uncharacterized. Bases 1 to 252 code for a protein of 83 amino acids. NCBI's taxonomy places the organism in Eukaryota, Metazoa, Nematoda, Chromadorea, Rhabditida, Rhabditidae. The transcript is spliced from 2 exons. The record is from RefSeq and is a predicted model, not a curated record.
AUGCUAUCUUCCUCCUCAUUCCCUCUGUUCGCUCUUUCACAUCUCAUGCAAGGAUUAUGCUACAAGCAAAUGGAGGUGUUUGAUCUUAUCUCCUGGACUCUCGGAAACAAGAUUGCCGCUGAAACUGUCUGUCUCCACAAGUAUUCUACACCUGAUCUCCAUGUCACAAUCUCCUGGGAAAGUGGCCGAUUCAAUUCUCAAGUCUACGAUGUCAAUGAGAAUGAAAAAGUUGCUGGAAAAUGGAAUAUUUAA